AUGAUUUCAGCUACCGUUUCUCAAUUGGUGAAUGAUAAAUUUCAAGAAGCUCAAAAGAAUAACAAUGUUGUCUUCAAAAAAUUAGACUCAAAAAAUGUAAAGGACUCCAAGACUAGUAUGCGUUACUCCGUAUCAUUAGUUCCAAGUUUGAUUGAAAAACCAGAAUUCGGUCAAACUGAUGCCUCUGAAGAUCCAUUGGCAGCAAGUGAACCAGAAUUAUUAGUUCUAGAUGAUCUUGAUGGUUCAGGUCAUUUGAAAUUAGUUUUAAAUAAAUUUCCAAUAGUAGAAAACCAUUCUCUUUUGAUUACAAAUGAAUUCAAGGAUCAAUUGUCUGCUUUAACUCCAGAAGAAUUAAUGACUAGUUAUAAAUUGAUUACUAAGAUGGAUAAUGAAGAUGAAAAUAAAAGACAUAUGGUUAUUUAUAAUUCUGGUCCACAAUCUGGUUCUUCUCAAAAUCAUAAACAUUUACAAUUAAUUGAAUUGCCACAAAAAUUCAUUCCUUUCCAAGAUACUUUAACUAAUGGUAAAGAUCAUUUCUUACCAAGUAUUAAAGAUGAACCAUUACAAGAUAAUAAAGUCUCUUUUGCUCAUUUUGUCUUACCUUUACCAGAAGAAUCUGAAGAAGUCACUGAAGAUCUUUUAGCUAUGUGUUAUUUCUCACUUCUACAAAGAACUUUAACUUUCUUCCAAGAUUGGUUAAAUGAAACUCCAGAUUUAGUUAAAAGUUAUAAUUUACUUUUAACUAAACAAUGGAUUUGUUUAGUACCACGUUCUAAUAUUAAAGCUAAAUCUUUGAACGUUGGUUUCAACGCUUUGGGCUAUGCUGGUAUCCUAUUGAUAAAGGAUCAGGAAUCAUUCGAUGAGAUCAUUGAAACUCCAACUAUAGUCGACGAUUUAUUAUUAGAAUGUGGUUUCCCAUCCACUGCCGGUAUUAAACCUAACGAAUACAACUAUUAG
Molecule: messenger RNA, 957 nt
Organism: Maudiozyma barnettii
Lineage: Eukaryota; Fungi; Ascomycota; Saccharomycetes; Saccharomycetales; Saccharomycetaceae
Gene: APA1
Product: bifunctional AP-4-A phosphorylase/ADP sulfurylase
Exons: 1
Coding region: 1-957 (318 amino acids)
Biological process (GO): nucleotide metabolic process
Molecular function (GO): ATP:ADP adenylyltransferase activity; ATP binding
Source: RefSeq, a predicted model, not a curated record